AUGACAUCCACACUAUCUAGCUCAUACAGUAUAAUAGAUGUGUCUGCAUUUUUUCAUUGUCUAAUUCUGUUCAUAUAUAAUUCUGUUCAUAUAUAUCUAUCUCUCUCAUUCUGUUCAUAUCUAUCUAUCUAUCUCUCUCAUUCUGUUCAUAUCUCUCUAUCUCUCUUAUUCUGUUCAUAUCUAUCUAUCUCUCUCAUUCUGUUCAUAUCUCUCUAUCUCUCUCAUUCUGUUUAUAUCUCUCUCAUUCUGUUUAUAUCUCUCUAUCUCUCUCAUUCUGUUCAUAUCUCUCUAUCUCUCUCAUUCUGUUCAUAUCUAUCUAUCUCUCUCAUUCUGUUUAUAUCUCUCUAUCUCUCUCAUUCUGUUCAUAUCCCUCUAUCUCUCUCAUUCUGUUCAUAUCUAUCUAUCUCUCUCAUUCUGUUCAUAUCUCUCUAUCUCUCUCAUUCUGUUCAUAUCUCUCUAUCUCUCUCAUUCUGUUCAUAUCCCUCUAUCUCUCUCAUUCUGUUUAUAUCUCUCUAUCUCUCUCAUUCUGUUCAUAUCCCUCUAUCUCUCUCAUUCUGUUCAUAUCUAUCUAUCUCUCUCAUUCUGUUCAUAUCUCUCUAUCUCUCUCAUUCUGUUCAUAUCCCUCUAUCUCUCUCAUUCUGUUCAUAUCUAUCUAUCUCUCUCAUUCUGUUCAUAUCUCUCUAUCUCUCUCAUUCUGUUCAUAUCUCUCUAUCUCUCUCAUUCUGUUUAUAUCUCUCUUAUUCUGUUCAUAUCUAUCUAUCUCUCUCAUUCUGUUUAUAUCUCUCUUAUUCUGUUCAUAUCUAUCUCUCUCAUUCUCUUCAUUUCUAA
Molecule: messenger RNA, 828 nt
Organism: Acanthosepion pharaonis
Lineage: Eukaryota; Metazoa; Mollusca; Cephalopoda; Sepiida; Sepiidae
Source: the annotation of a GenBank genome assembly